AUGAAAUUAUCAGAGACCUUAUUUUUAGCUGUAGCAUCAGCUGGCUUAAUCAAAGCUGAAACGGACACCACAAUCACGCAAACAAUCACCAUCACAAAGACUUUGUACACACCAGAGGAGUCUUUGAGUAUGGCUGAAGAAGCAGCUUCUAUUGCUUCUGUUUUAGCAGCCGAGUCAUUAGCAUCAGUGGUAGCAGUGCAACUGGCAGUUGAAGGUUACUACAGUUCCUUAGCAUCAGCUUCAGAAGCUUUGCUUGCAGAAGAAACCUCUACAUUGGAAAACAAGGGUUAUAACGCUACCAAUAACCUUACCAUUACCUACGUUACUGUCACAGUCAAGCCAAAAUCAACGGCAACAAGUUCAGCUUUACCUGGCAGUGACAAUUUGGUGCUCGAAGUUGAAAAUGAUGACACUCCUUCAGAUUUGAGCUCAUCUGAAGCAGUCACAAUUCCUGCAGAGAGUGCCUCAGAGGAUGCUGGUUUCAAGGGACUCGAUGAACGGUAUUCUGGAACUGUUGCAGGUUUAUGUGCCUUAGUCGCCGCACUUUUGUAA
Messenger RNA from Lodderomyces margitis, 552 nucleotides. It is a transcript of the gene PGA34, whose product is annotated as Pga34p. The record is from RefSeq and is a predicted model, not a curated record. The transcript has a single exon. The coding region runs from base 1 to 552 and encodes 183 amino acids. Lineage: Eukaryota; Fungi; Ascomycota; Pichiomycetes; Serinales; Debaryomycetaceae.